This is a messenger RNA of Pyrgilauda ruficollis (rufous-necked snowfinch), 1086 nucleotides long. RefSeq names its product bile salt-activated lipase-like. Bases 1 to 1086 code for a protein of 361 amino acids. NCBI's taxonomy places the organism in Eukaryota, Metazoa, Chordata, Aves, Passeriformes, Passeridae. The record is from RefSeq and is a predicted model, not a curated record. The transcript is spliced from 7 exons. Gene Ontology annotation, molecular function: neurexin family protein binding; triacylglycerol lipase activity; sterol ester esterase activity. Gene Ontology annotation, biological process: modulation of chemical synaptic transmission; presynaptic membrane assembly; synaptic vesicle endocytosis. Gene Ontology annotation, cellular component: synapse; cell surface; postsynaptic specialization membrane.
AUGGCUCGCUGGCACAUCCUGGCCUUGGCCCUGUGCUCCUACCUCGGGGUAGCCUGGGCUGCCACCACGCUGUCCCCAAAGAACAAGGGUCUGUUCAAGAGAGCCAUCAGCCAGAGUGGUGUUGGGGUCUGCGGCUGGGCCAUCCAGAGGGACCCGCUCGUCUGGGCCAAAAAGCUUGGAGAAAAGGUGGGCUGCCCCACAGACAACACCGCCGACUUGGCCAACUGCCUCCGUAUCUCUGACCCCAAAGCCUUGACCCUGGCCUACCACCUGCAGCUCACCCACCUGUCCAUGCCCCUGGUACACACCCUCGCCCUCUCUCCAGUUGUGGAUGGGGAUUUCCUCCCAGAUGUGCCAGAGAAGCUCUUUGCCAAUGCUGCUGACAUCGACUACCUGGCUGGGGUCAAUAACAUGGAUGGACACAUGUUUGCCGGUGUGGAUUUACCCGCCAUCAACCGCCCGCUGGUGAAGGUCACUGCUAACCAGGUGUACAAUUUGGUCAAAGGCCUCACCGUGGACAGGGGCGAGGCUGGAGCCAAUGCCACCUACAACAUCUACACACAGAGCUGGGGUGACAAACCCGAGCAGGAGGUCGUGAAGAAGACAGUGGUGGACCUGAUCACUGACUACAUCUUCCUGAUUCCCACACAGGUGGCACUGGAUCUGCACCUGCAGAAUGCCAAGAGUGGCAAGACCUACAGCUACUUGUUCUCCGAGCCAUCCCGCAUGCCCAUCUACCCGCGCUGGGUGGGUGCAGACCAUGCUGAUGACCUGCAGUACGUGUUUGGGAAGCCCUUUGCCACUCCACUGGGCUACUGGCCUAAGUACAGGACUCUCUCAAAGGCCAUGAUUGCUUACUGGACCAAUUUUGCUAGAACUGGUGAUCCUAACAAAGGGUAUUCAGACGUGCCUGUAUCCUGGCCAGCCUACACCAACAAUGGCAAAUACUACCUGGAUAUCAACCACAAGAUGAACAAGAACUCUGUGAAGCAGGACCUGAGGUCCCGGUUUGUGACCUUCUGGAACUCGGUCUACCUGAAGCUGCCGCAGGUUGCCAACAUCUCCCAGUCGGAGUUAAUGUUCUGA